This is a messenger RNA of Camellia sinensis, 1511 nucleotides long. NCBI's taxonomy places the organism in Eukaryota, Viridiplantae, Streptophyta, Magnoliopsida, Ericales, Theaceae. The record is from RefSeq and is a predicted model, not a curated record.
UCAUCGUACUUGUGAGCGCUCUCUGUCUCCCUCUUGCUCCUCUUCAUCUUGUCGCCGCCGUCGCUAGCAUAGCCUUGUCCUCCUUCGUCGAUUGCCUCCGUUCGCCGAUUUGGUGACUAAUUGUGGCUGAUUCGUACUAAUCUCUGCUGUUGAAAUUGUAGUGAAAUUGUGGAGAUUUUAGAAAAAUAAGGCUCUUGCCGCAGAGGCGGUAAAAUGUUGAGCAACAGGGAUCAAAAUUUACCUGAAGAUGUUGUAAAUGAGAUACUCUCAAGGCUACUCGUGAAAUCCCUGUUGCGAUUCAAAUGUGUUUGCAGAUAUUGGUACACUCUAAUUAAAAGCCCCGAUUUCAUUAGCAAGCACUUUAACCAGGAAAACAAUAAUGGUUGUCUCCUUGUUCAGCAUUAUAUUUCCGACAUUGAUAGAUAUGCGAUUGCUCUUUUCCCAGAUGAAACACUUGCUGGCAUACCACCUUUGCAUGAAAAUUUUGAUCAUCUAUAGAGCCUAAAAGAUAUAGGCAAUGUUGUUGGCCCCAUUGACGACAUAUUUUUGUUGCACAUUCCUGGGUAUUACAGCAAUAGUGACCGUAUGGCUCUGUGGAACCCUAUUUUGAGAGAGUUCAACCGCAUCCAUGUACUCGAACCUAUCUUUCCCCCAAAUUUUCAUGCCGUUACAAAUGUGGUUGGAUUUGGGUUGGACCCAUUGACUAGGGAUUACAAGAUUAUUGGGAUUCGUGACUAUGUUGAAACGAUUGGUGAUGAAACAUAUGAUCUAUAUUAUCCUUAUCAUGUUGCUGCAAUAUACACUCUAGGUAAAGAUUCGGGGAGACAUUUCGAUCUUGUUACAAUACCUAAAGACCGUACUGUCUAUAAUUCUUUGUGUGCCACAUGCAUAAAUGGAGCAUAUUAUUGGUUGUCUGGUUUGGAUUAUAGUGAAUAUAGGAUCCUUUCAUUUGACAUGCGGCUGGAGGAAUUUAGAAAGAUAGAGGGGCCUGACCAUCCUGAACCUAAAUGGGGGUUUCUUUCAUUGCACAAUGAUUCUAUGGGUUUGUUCCUUUGUCAAACUGGUGUGAUUUUGCAAUCUAUUAUUGAUAUAUGGGUGAUGGAGGAGGAAGGCUGUUGGACCAAACUAAUAACAACAAAUCCCUUUCUAGAAGUUUUUCUUCCACGGGGGUUUUGGAAGGAGGAGCUUUUGUUUGAAAGUCAGACGAAUGAGCUGGUGUUGUACAACCAUGAAACCCACGAGAUGAGAAAUCUUGAAAUCUACGGAUGUGGCAGUGCUCUUGGGCUUUGGGCUAUUUGUUACAAGGAGAGCUUAGUUUCAGUGUUUGGACAAAAUGAUGAGGAUGGGAGAAGGAGGGGCUACCAAUUCUUUGAUGCGGUUCAUGACUUCUUUAUUACUAGUUGUUGCACGAGCUUAGGGUCUAGGAAUCCAGAUCCCGAAUAAUUUAUUUAUUCUUGUCUUGAUUGUCUAUCUUCGGACUCACUCUGUUUUAUUGUGGGUAUGUUUUCUCA